Molecule: messenger RNA, 663 nt
Organism: Blepharisma stoltei
Lineage: Eukaryota; Ciliophora; Heterotrichea; Heterotrichida; Blepharismidae
Source: the annotation of a GenBank genome assembly
AUGGAAAUUUUUGCAGAGUUGAUUAAAAAUCUAGAUAAAGACCUAUCUCUUAAGGAAUCAAUAGCAAAUCUUGCUCAAAAGCUAGAGCAUAUUAUUAAUGCAGAAAAUACUGAAUUUUCAUAUCUGCUAAUGUACAAUGAUUUAGUAAAAGUUCAAAAAUCAAUCAUUUUGAGCAGAAUUAACAAGUCAAAAGCGAAAUUGGCUCCUUAUGCUGUAUAUAUUAGAUAGAUUCAACCAUUAAUGAUGGGUAGAAAAAAGUAUAGUAUUCCUAUGGGGUAUUUGCCUUAUUUUUUUCAAAAACCACAAAAGAAUUGGGCUAAGCAUGCUGGAAAUAUCAGUCAGGUAAGUUUAUGAUUUUUGAAUUCCAGAAUAGAUUCUGUUGCAAAUUGAACCUAUGAUAUAGAUAGAUUACCAGAAGUCAAGAAGAAGAUGAAAGAAAUGAUAGAAGAACCUAAUUUUGUUGGAUCGAAACACGAAUUUGGAAUUAGAUGGGCUAAAAUUGCAUUAGGCUUAAUCCCCAAAAUUCGACAUGAACAAUCUUUGGCACAGCAAAUAGAUAAAAUUGAAAAUAAAAUCUUACGGAAAAAGAAACAAAUAGAAGCGAACAAAAAACUGUUAGCCAAAACGAUUGAGCUAAAGCAGCUUAUAGAUAAAUCCUAUUAA